Anneissia japonica is the source of this 3057-nucleotide messenger RNA. Its product is annotated as putative leucine-rich repeat-containing protein DDB_G0281931. The transcript has 5 exons. NCBI's taxonomy places the organism in Eukaryota, Metazoa, Echinodermata, Crinoidea, Comatulida, Comatulidae. Bases 47 to 2155 code for a protein of 702 amino acids. The record is from RefSeq and is a predicted model, not a curated record.
GUAUGAUAAUCCCCUAGAACUGAUUGAAGAUAACGCUUUGUCUCAUAUGGCACAAAUUUCAAAUAUAUAUUUUAAGUGCGAAAACCUUUUGAUGAUCCCUCCAAUAUUAUCAAGAAACAGAAAUGCCUACUGUGUGAAAAAUACAACUAAAAUAAUAUUUGAGUUCAAUAUUGACAAUUUGAUGUACUUUGGUGGCAUGAUAUGUAAUAGAUCUAUAUGCACACCUUGUAAACAAGGACACUUUGGAACAAUUGAAGAAGAGAACGUGUGCUACGCAUGUCCACCAGGUGGUUUCUACCAAGAUCAACUAGGAAGUUAUACGCCAAACCAAUUACAUUACGAUGGUAACUGUAAGAGAUGUCCAAAUGGAACGUAUUCACCAAGAGCUGGUGCUGGCUCCAUCGCUGAUUGUCAAACUUGUCCAGCUGGAACAAAGACAGACCAAUUGGCGAAUCUUAAUGCUUGCGAUUGUCUUAAGGAUUUCCAUCGAACUGAACGAUAUGGCUCAUGCCAACUUUGCCCUGAAGGUGUCAACUGCACAAAAGGUUUUCAGACAUUGAUUGAUGGUUACUGGUGGUGUUGGGACUUCCCAGCAAAUUUUGGGGGUAUCAAGGAAUAUAACAAAUUUGUUGAACAGAUGAGUAGAAAUAUCGUUAAUAUAAGAAAUCCAGAUGACUUGAAGAAUACCAAAUACAAUGGGAUAUUACCCGCAUGCCAUAAAUGCCCACGAUCAAAAAGUUGCAAUGGCGGCAGUAUCAAUGCCAGCUGUUCGGAGGGUUAUUCUGGCUGGUUAUGUGCAGCAUGCAGUCCUAAAUAUUACGAAUUAUUCAACAAUUGCUAUAAAUGCCAACAUACUGCUGUUAUCAUCAUUGAAUUUGUUGUAGUCAUGGUCGUAUUCUCAGGUAUUGGAUAUGUAGUGUGGAAAUUGGAAAAACAAGGAAGAGGUAGAAAUAGGCCUAUAAACCACAUGGAUUCUUUUGUGACACAUAUAAAGAUCGCUAUUAAUUUUUAUCAAAUUCUUGGAAUACUAGCUCAAGUGAAUGAAAUUCAUUGGCCGAAUGAUUUCCAAUCAGUUGGAGAAAGUCUUCAAUAUCUAGACGUUAUACGAUUUAUCAAUAUUCUAAGCCCAAAAUGUAUAUUUUCCAAUUCUUGGAACGCGUAUAUGCUUCUCUAUAUUGCAAUAGCCACACCCUUCAUCAUUAUGUUUUUGACAGCUGGUGCAUUCUUUACUUGGCACGUCGUCAAUCGAUGUAGGGGCGAUUACUCAGUCUAUCAUCUUAAAGAUAAAUGCUUGUCCAUCGCAGUUACGAUGUUGUACUUGACCUACGCAAACACUUGCUCCAACAUCAUGGCGGUAGGACCGUGGUCUAUCCGUACAUUUGAUGUAACAGCAGAUGGGAAAUACACAAAGCAAGUAUUAACCUCUGACUACUCCAUCGACGUGAGUUUCCACAAUGGUUCAGUGUAUAAUACCAACAAGAACAUUGUUUAUUGUUCUUUGCUUUACGUGGUCGGAUUUCCAUUUGCUGUUGUCAUCAUAUUAUACUAUAAAUACAUACGGCACAGACGCAUUGAAGAUGGACGACAUAGAAUUAUGGGAUUGAAAUUCUUCUGUAGGCAAUACAGCGGCAAGUUCUGGUAUUGGGAAAUAUUUGAGAUGUACAACAAGGCAAUUCUCGCUCUCAUCGCCAACUUUAAGGACGACCAAUCUUCAAACAUGUCUUAUUCGCUAUUCGUCACAGUCAUUCUCAUUGCUUUACACCUGUACCUUGAACCAAUGAAGGUUAAAUCAGAUCAGAGGUUCCAGUUGUUGACAUUGAUGUUUAUAAUUGUCAACUUGUCGGUUGGCGCGAUUGUUGAAUUGGAUGAGACAUUGUACACUGCAGACGACACGAUUGCUGUACUUCAUGAUAUUACACCGUUCAUUCUUCUGCUUCUCAACUUAUCUAUACUGUUCAUGGUUUUCGUUGAUUUACUCAAGAAUAUCAAAGAAAAUAUCUGGGAAGAACUCCACGAUUACCACAGUGAACUGACAAAUUUGCCCAGUUAUUCAGAUUUGGAUGUUGAUAACCGUCAAGCAGAAGUUACAUUGCUAAACGCGGCAUCUUCUGGCAACUCAUCAACAUCACGGGAUAUGAUCACACUCCCACGCUAAAACUAAUAGAUAUGGGAACAAUGCAAUUCCUUUUCUCAUCCGUUGCCUUAACGAGAGAUGCUGAGAAUUAGAUUGCUAGAAAAUACGCGUUAAACUGAUAUUGCCUAUAUAACAUUGGCAAAUGUUUUAUUUUUAUUGAGGCUGGUCCAUAAUUUAUAUUUAAAAACAUGAUGCCUAUUUUAUAUACUUUGUAUUUGAAUAUAAAUAAUAAUAAAUUAAAUAAUUAUUUUACUAACCUGUAUAUAUAAUUAGUAUCUAUAAUGUCUAGUUGUGUAGUUGUGUUUUUAAUUACUGUCUUGAAAUAAUUUUUAUAUUGUAAAUUUUACAUUUUGUAACACCAUGUAAUUCAGCUAAUUGGUUUGUUGAAAUAAAAGAUAAAGAUAAAGAUAAAGAAAUAUGUAUAUAUAUAUAUAUAUAUAUAUAUAUAUUUAUAUAAUGAUUGAUGAUUAUUAUAAUAUAUAUAUGUAUGUGUGUGUAUAUAUGAUGUAUAUAUAUAUACUGUAUGUGUGUAUAUAUACAUAUAUAUAUAUUCUAAUCUGCAGACAGUGCCGUUUCGAUCUUGUUAGAUCUCAUCAGUGCAGCUCAGGAUUUUUAAGAAUGAAACACACCACUGACUCAAACAUAGCUUGGGUCAGUCUUGUGUGACGUGGUACACUGAUUAUGAAUACAAGAGUGCACAAACCCAAUAAUGAGUGUGCUAUGCAAAUUGCAAAAUAGUAAACAUAAACAAUGCACCAUCUUAAAAUAAGAGUGCUCUACAAAACAAUGUACUACCUUAAUAGUACAAUGUAAGGAGCGUAAAUAUUCCAAUCUGCAUAUAUAUACAUUUUCGUAUAUGUGUAUAUAUACACAAAUGUAUAUACAUAUACAUUCUCAUAUAUAUGUAUAUAUAUAUAUAUACA